Messenger RNA from Oncorhynchus nerka (sockeye salmon), 5833 nucleotides. RefSeq names its product myosin-9-like. Lineage: Eukaryota; Metazoa; Chordata; Actinopteri; Salmoniformes; Salmonidae. The record is from RefSeq and is a predicted model, not a curated record. Gene Ontology annotation, cellular component: myosin II complex; myosin filament; cytoplasm. Gene Ontology annotation, molecular function: actin filament binding; microfilament motor activity; ATP binding.
GACUCUGAAUCAUAAUAAAAUACGUCGGUCUACCCAGUGUUCUCUUAAUGCCAUAGACAUUGCCUAGCCUGUACAUCAUUGACAAUGGCUGACCAUCACACUUCAGCAACCAUGGCGACGGACGCAGACAAGUUCCUGUACGUGGACCGCAACAUGGUCAACAACCCUCUGGCCCAGGCAGACUGGGCCACCAAGAAGCUGGUGUGGGUGCCGUCGGAGCGGCUGGGCUUCGAGGCGGGAUCUGUGAAGGAGGAGCGAGGUGAAGAGUGCCUGGUGGAGCUGGCAGACUCUGGCAAGAAGGUGAAAGUCAACAAGGAUGACAUCCAGAAGAUGAACCCGCCCAAGUUCAGCAAGGUGGAAGACAUGGCCGAGCUCACCUGCCUGAACGAGGCCUCUGUGCUGCACAACCUCAAGGAGAGAUAUUACUCUGGCCUCAUCUACACAUACUCUGGGCUCUUCUGUGUGGUUAUAAACCCCUAUAAGAAUCUGCCCAUCUACUCAGAAGAGAUUGUGGAUAUGUACAAGGGCAAGAAGAGGCAUGAAAUGCCCCCCCAUAUUUAUGCCAUCACUGACACGGCCUACAGGAGCAUGAUGCAGGACCGUGAAGACCAGUCCAUUCUUUGCACAGGAGAGUCUGGUGCUGGGAAGACUGAGAACACCAAGAAGGUCAUUCAGUAUCUGGCCCAUGUGGCCUCUUCCCACAAGACCAAGAAAGACCAGACCAGCUCGUUCCUGUCACAUGGGGAGCUGGAGAAGCAGCUGCUGCAAGCUAACCCCAUCCUGGAGGCCUUUGGAAACGGAAAGACUGUGAAGAACGACAACUCAUCUCGAUUCGGAAAAUUCAUCAGGAUUAACUUCGAUGUCAACGGAUACAUCGUGGGGGCCAACAUUGAAACCUACCUGCUGGAGAAGUCCCGUGCCAUCCGCCAGGCCAAAGACGAGAGGACCUUCCACGUCUUCUAUUACAUGCUCACUGGUGCUGGAGACAAACUGCGCUCCGAGCUGUGUCUGGAGGGCUACAACAACUACCGCUUCCUGGUCAAUGGAAACGUGACCAUCCCUGGCCAGCAGGAUAAGGACCUGUUCACCGAGACCCUGGAGGCCUUUAGGAUCAUGGGCAUUCCAGAGGAUGAGCAGAUUGGUCUGCUGAAGGUGGUGUCUUCCGUGCUCCAGCUGGGCAACAUGAGCUUUAAGAAGGAGCGCCAUUCAGACCAGGCCUCCAUGCCUGACGACACGGCUGCUCAGAAGGUGUGUCACCUGAUGGGCAUGAGCGUGACAGACUUCACCCGUGCCAUCCUGUCCCCUCGUAUCAAGGUGGGCAGGGACUACGUACAGAAGGCCCAGACCCAGGAACAGGCUGAGUUUGCAGUGGAGGCCCUGGCCAAGGCCACCUACGAGAGGAUGUUCCGCUGGCUGGUGAUGAGGAUCAACAAGGCCCUGGACAAGACCAAGAGACAGGGAGCCUCCUUCAUCGGCAUCCUGGACAUCGCUGGCUUUGAGAUCUUUGAGCUGAACUCAUUUGAGCAGCUGUGCAUCAACUACACCAACGAGAAGCUGCAGCAGCUGUUCAACCACACCAUGUUCAUCCUGGAGCAGGAGGAAUACCAGAGGGAGGGCAUCGAGUGGAGCUUCAUCGACUUCGGCCUGGACCUGCAGCCCUGCAUCGACCUGAUUGAGAAGCCUGCUAGCCCCCCUGGUAUCCUGGCCCUUUUGGAUGAGGAGUGCUGGUUCCCCAAAGCCACUGACAAGAGCUUUGUGGAGAAGGUCCUGCAGGAGCAGGGCACCCACUCAAAGUUCCACAAGCCCAAGAAACUGAAAGAUGAGGCUGACUUCUGCAUCAUUCACUAUGCCGGGAAGGUGGACUACAAGGCUGACGAGUGGCUGAUGAAGAACAUGGACCCUCUGAACGACAACGUGGCCACGCUGCUCAACCAGUCCACUGACAAGUUUGUGUCUGAACUGUGGAAGGAUGUGGAUCGUAUCGUGGGCCUGGAUAAGGUUGCAGGGAUGUCUGAGAUGCCUGGUGCCUUUAAGACCCGUAAAGGCAUGUUCCGCACGGUGGGCCAGCUUUACAAGGAGCAGCUGUCCAAGCUCAUGGCCACUCUGAGGAACACCAACCCCAACUUCGUCCGCUGCAUCAUCCCCAACCACGAGAAGAAGGCUGGUAAGCUAGACCCCCACCUGGUUCUGGACCAGCUGAGGUGUAAUGGUGUUCUGGAGGGGAUCCGUAUCUGCAGACAGGGCUUCCCCAACCGUAUCGUCUUCCAGGAGUUCAGACAGAGGUAUGAGAUCCUCACACCCAACUCCAUCCCCAAGGGCUUCAUGGAUGGCAAACAGGCCUGUGUGCUCAUGAUCAAAAGCCUGGAGCUGGAUCCCAACCUGUUCAGGAUUGGUCAGAGUAAGGUGUUCUUCAGGGCUGGAGUGCUGGCUCACCUGGAGGAGGAGAGGGACAUGAAGAUCACGGACGUCAUCAUCAGCUUCCAGGCCUGGUGCAGAGGCUACGUGGCCCGCAAGGCCUUUGCCAGGAGACAGCAGCAGCUGACCGCCAUGAAGGUGAUCCAGAGGAACUGUUCUGCCUACCUCAAACUCAGGAACUGGCAGUGGUGGAGACUCUUCACCAAGGUGAAGCCCCUGCUGCAGGUGAGCAGGCAGGAGGAGGAGAUGCAGGCCAAGGAUGAUGAGUUGAGCAAGGUGAAGGAGAGGCAGGAGUAUGCUGAGAUACAGCUGCAGGAGAUGGAGGUCAAACAGCACCAGUUGAGUGCUGAGAAGCAGGCCCUGCAGGAGCAGCUGCAGGCUGAGACAGAGUUGUGUGCCGAGGCUGAGGAGAUGAGAGCCCGUCUGGCCGCUAAGAAGCAGGAGCUGGAGGAGAUCCUUCAUGACCUGGAGGCCAGAGUGGAGGAAGAGGAGGAGAGAGCCACACAUCUGCAGACCGAGAAGAAGAAGAUGCAGCAGAACAUCACGGACCUGGAGCAGCAGUUGGAUGAGGAGGAGGCUGCUAGGCAGCGGCUGCAGCUGGAGAAGGUGACCACAGACUCCAAGCUGAAGAAGAUUGAGGAGGACGUCAUGGUUCUUGAAGACCAGAACAACAAACUCAUGAAGGAGAAAAAGCUAAUGGAGGAGCGUAUCUCUGAGUUCACCUCUAACCUGACUGAGGAGGAGGAGAAGUCCAAGAGCCUUCAGAAACUCAAGAACAAACAUGAGGCCAUGAUCACUGACCUAGAGGACCGCCUGCGCAGGGAGGAGAAGGGCCGUCAGGAGCUGGAGAAGAACCGUCGUAAGCUGGAGGGAGAUUCUACUGAUCUCCUUGACCAGAUAGCUGAGCUGCAGGCCCAGAUCGCUGAGCUCCGCGCCCAGCUGGCCAAGAAGGAGGAGGAGCUGCAGGCAGCCCUGGCCAGGAUUGAGGAGGAGGCAGCCCAGAAGAACUUGGCCCAAAAGAAGAUCCGGGAGAUGGAAGCCCAGCUAUCUGAGCUGCAGGAGGACCUGGAGCUAGAGAGGGCCGCACGCACCAAGGCUGAGAAGAACCGCAGGGACCUGGGAGAGGAGCUGGAGGCCCUCAAGACUGAGCUUGAGGACACACUGGACUCCACCGCUGCCCAGCAAGAGCUCAGGACAAAGCGUGAAACUGAGGUGAACCAGCUGAAGAAGGUUCUAGAGGAUGAAGGCAAGGUCCACGAGCAGCAGGUGGUGGAGAUGAGACUGAAACAUAGCCAGGCCUUUGACGAGCUCAACGAGCAACUGGAGCAGGCCAAGCGAAACAAGGUGUCGGUGGACAAGACUAAGCAGGCCCUGGAGAGUGAGCGUAACGAGCUGGCCAUUGAGCUGCAGACCCUGAUGCAGGGGAAGGGAGACUCUGAGCACCGCAGGAAGAAGGCUGAGGGUCAGGUCCAAGAGCUACAGGUCAAACACGGAGAGAGCGAGCGCCAGAGGAUUGAGCUGGCAGAGAGAGUGGCCAAGAUGCAGGCUGAGUUGGAGACUGUCAAUGGCUUGCUCAGUGAGGUGGAGGGUAAGUCCAUCAAAGCGUCCAAGGACUGCUCUUCUGUGGAGUCUCAGCUGCAGGAUGUGCAGGAGCUGCUCCAGGAGGAGACUCGUCAGAAGCUGUCCAUGGGCACUCGUCUGCGUCAGCUGGAGGAUGAACAGAACACUCUGAGAGAACAGCUGGAGGAGGAGGAGGAGGGCAAGAGGAAUGUGGAGAAGCAGCUGCUCACCGUGCAGGCUCAGCUGGCAGAGAUUAAGAAGAAGUCUGAGCAGGAGCGCUGUCUGGAGAGUGCUGAGGAGGGGAAGAAGAGGCUGCAGAGGGACCUGGAGGGGCUUGGCCAGCGGAUGGAGGAGAAGUGCAGUGCCUUUGAGAAACUGGACAAGACAAAGACUCGUCUGCAGCAGGAGCUGGACGACAUGGUGGUGGACCAGGACCACCUCAGACAGAUCGUAACCAACCUGGAGAAGAAGCAGAAGAAGUUUGACCAGAUGCUGGCUGAGGAGAAGACCAUCUCAUGCCGCUAUGCUGAGGAAAGGGACAAGGCUGAGGCUGAGGCCAGGGAAAAGGAGACCCGGACCCUGGCUCUGACCCGCGAGCUGGAAUCCCUCAUUGACAUGAAGGAUGAGAUGGACCGCGCCAACAAGCUGCUCCGUGCUGAGAUGGAGGACCUGGUCUCCUCCAAGGACGACGUUGGCAAGAGUGUACAUGAGCUGGAGAAGUCCAAGCGUGGCAUGGAUCAGCAGCUGGAGGAGAUGAGAACUCAGCUGGAGGCUGAGGACGAGCUGCAGGCCACGGAGGACGCCAAGCUGCGUCUGGAGGUCAACAUGCAGGCCAUGAAGGCCCAGUACGAGAGAGACCUGGCAGGACGAGAUGAGAUGGGCGAGGAGAAGAAGAGACAACUGGUCAAACAGGUGCGGGAGAUGGAGUUGGAGUUGGAGGAUGAGAGGAAGCAGCGAUCUGUUGCCGUGGCAGCCCGUAAGAAGCUGGAACUGGACCUGAAGGAGCUGGAGGCAGCCAUCGACAUGGCCAACAAGAACCGUGAUGAGGCCCUCAAACAGCUUAAGAAGCUCCAGGCCCAGAUGAAGGAGCUGCUGAGGGAGCUGGAGGACACUCGUAUGUCCAGAGAUGAGAUCAUGGCCCAGGCCAAGGAGAACGAGAAGAAGCUCAAGAGCAUGGAGGCCGACAUGAUCCAGAUGACAGAGGAGCUGGCUUCUGCAGAGCGUGUAAAGAGACAGGCCCAGCAAGAGCGAGACGAGCUGCAGGAUGAGAUCAACAACCAGGCCGCCAAGAAUGCUCUGAUUGCAGAGGAGAAAAGGAGACUGGAGGCUCGUAUCGCACAGCUGGAGGAGGAGCUGGAGGAGGAGCAGUGUAACACUGAGCUGGUCAACGAUAGGCUGAAGAGAGCUCUGCUGCAGACUGACCAGAUGACUGUGGAGCUGACGGCAGAGCGCAGUACCUCCCAGCGCCUGGAGGGGGCCCGCUCCCAGCUGGAGCGCCAGAACAAGGAGCUGAAGCUGAAGCUGCAGGAGCUGGAGGGAACUGUCAAGUCCAAGUACAAGGCCACUAUUGCCGCCCUGGAGGCCAAGAUCGCCCAGCUGGAGGAGCAGGUGGACAUCGAGACCAGGGAGAGGCAGCAGGCGUCCAAGCUGGUGCGCCGCACAGAGAAGAAGCUAAAGGAGGUCGUCCUCGCGGUGGACGACGAGAGACGCAACACAGAGCAGUACAAAGACCAGGUCAGGACUCAAAACAAGCUUCAACACAAUCCCAACAGCUUUACACCAGUAAACUUAGUCUCUAUUUUCCCCUGUGUGAUUCUAUUUUGAAUGUAUGUGAAUGAUUUUAAUGGAGUACAUUUAU